AUGGACUCGGCGCUGCUGAUUGGACCGGGCAUGCACACACCGGACCCGGGCACUCGGGCCCCGUGGAACAUGAGCUCCAUCGGUCCACACCGGCUCAUGGAGCUGGCCCCGCUCGCCACGGCGGGCUCCGUAGCUCCGAUCUACCCUUUUCCGACGGUGGACGUCCCGGCCCACGCCCACUACACCAUCGGGGUGGUCAUCCUCGCCGUGGGCAUCACAGGCAUCCUGGGAAACUUUCUGGUCAUUUAUGUCUUCUGCAGGAGCCGCAGCCUGCGGACGCCGUCCAACAUCUUCAUCAUCAACCUGGCCGUCACCGACUUCUUCAUGUGCGUGACGCAGACCCCCGUCUUCUUCAUCACCAGCAUGCACAAGAGGUGGAUCUUCGGCGUGAAAGGCUGCGAGUUGUACGCCUUCUGCGGCGCCCUGUUUGGCAUCUGCAGCAUGAUAACGCUGAUGGUGAUCGCCGUGGACCGGUACGUGGUGAUCACCAGGCCGCUGGCCUCGCUGGGCGCCAUGUCUCGCAGGAAAGCCCUGAGCAUCGUGACCGCCGCGUGGAUCUACUCCAUGGGCUGGAGCCUGCCACCCUUCUUUGGGUGGAGUGCUUACGUCCCAGAGGGUCUAAUGACGUCUUGUUCCUGGGACUACAUCACCUUCACGCCCUCGGUGCGCUCCUACACCAUGCUGCUCUUCACCUUCGUCUUCUUCAUCCCGCUCGCCAUCAUCGUCUUCUGCUACUGCUGCAUCUUCCGGGCCAUCCGACACACCACCCGGGCCUUCGAGAAGAUCAACAGCGGGGGCACCAGGGAGUCUGCUAAGAGGUUCCACAGGAUGAAGAGCGAGUGGAAGAUGGCCAAGAUUGCAUUGAUCGUCAUCAUGUUCUUUAUCAUCUCCUGGGCGCCGUACUCCUGCGCGGCCCUAACCGCCUUCGCCGGGCACGCCGACCUGCUGACGCCCUACAUGCACUCCGUCCCGGCGGUGAUCGCCAAGGCGUCGGCCAUCCACAACCCCAUCAUAUACGCCAUCACGCACCCCAAAUACAGGUCGGCCAUCAGCAGGUACGUGCCCUACCUGGGCGCGCUGCUCUGCAUCAAAGGCCGGGACCGCUUCAGCAGCAGCAGCUUCCAGUCCACCCGCCGCUCGACCGUCACCAGCCAGUCCGAGAUCCACCGCCAGUGCAAGCCCGCCCGCUCCUCGCAGUCGGACAGCGAAUCAGCCCGCCUCUCCGACGUGGACGAGGACAGUUCCUUCCGAACGCCCGUGAACCAUCAGUUGACCUACGAAGUCAAGCACGUGCGCCAUCCCAGCCUGAGGUUAAAGACUACAAAAGACCCUGAAGACAUCUUCAUGUCGGACCUCAGCCUCCUACCAAAGAACCAAAAUCAUCUUCCUGCCUGCAGUCUGGGUCGGACAGUGGACGAGCUGUGCCUGGGCACCUUCUCUAGGGCGCCGCCCGCCGUCAUCGCUACCUCCAUAUCCAGCCCGUCCAUACUGCACAGCCCGCCCGGUUUCCACGGCAACCUCAAGUUGAGCAAAACCUUCAGCGCCGUUGCUAAGGAGUCCCUAGACAUCGGCAGACUGGACACCACCAUGACGGCGUGAGCGUCGCCCCGCCAUCGACUUUGUACGCGCGUUCCAGAACUUUCCCUACCCGGGCGUGCUCGUGGUGCCAACGUCAAGCCCGAGCAUGCACUGUUGCCCUGAAACCUGGGACGUUUUACAUUUGCUACAGUGCGACAUACUUCAUCUCUGGUUCUGGUUCUGGUCCUGCACUGCCAACAGCUGCAAAAGGGGGCGUGGUCUAAAUCUGUAGAGGCUAAAGUGCUGAAAAUGUGUCUGUUGCCUGUGUUAGUAUUUUCCUAGCAAAUACAUGGUGGCGUCAAAAAUCGCACUGGCUUGAAUUUUCUCGCUUUUUUUUUUUUCCCCGCUGAAUCACCACGAAAUUUGGUACACACCUUUGGGAGACUGAAAAGCACACGCGUGUCAAUUUUGAGCAUGAUUGAAAAAAACUAAACAAAAAAAGCCAGUCAUCUUAGCCACAACCCUUAGGGGGCGCCACAAAUGUCUUUUACACUCCAUUGGCUAUUUCUA
Messenger RNA from Nerophis lumbriciformis (worm pipefish), 2088 nucleotides. Its product is annotated as melanopsin-A-like. Gene Ontology annotation, cellular component: membrane. Gene Ontology annotation, biological process: G protein-coupled receptor signaling pathway; visual perception. Gene Ontology annotation, molecular function: G protein-coupled receptor activity. NCBI's taxonomy places the organism in Eukaryota, Metazoa, Chordata, Actinopteri, Syngnathiformes, Syngnathidae. The record is from RefSeq and is a predicted model, not a curated record.